AGAGGAUCAUCGGAUUAUACCCAGAACAGGGAGAUAGCGGAGAGCAAACCGAGGCGAGCCGCCCACUCCGCAAUAAAAGACAAGCACCAGCAGUUCGAAGAGAAGGAACCAAUUCUCCUUUCUUUGACCACUAUGUAGAUUUUUUUUCCCUAAAUGCCCCUGCCCCUUUCGUCCCUGUCUGCCCCUCCACCUCCCUCCUAUCCUCACCGCCGGCGAAGAAUAGCUCGAGAUUAUAUCAAAUCAGUGUUAGAAAACGAAAUUGUAUAAAGCCGUCGCCGUAGCCGCCGUUCUGAUAGACUCCGUCCGGCCUCCGUUGCCGGAAGAUGUUCAUCAGAGGGAGCUCCGGGAAGCGGAAGACCGGGACGGUGCCCGUCUACCUCAACGUCUACGAUCUGACCCCGAUCAAUGGCUACGCCUACUGGCUCGGCCUCGGCGUCUACCAUUCCGGCGUCCAAGUGCACGGGGUGGAGUAUGCGUACGGUGCGCACGAGCACGCGACGCCGGGGAUCUUCGAGGGGGAGCCGCGGCAGUGCCCCGGGUUCGUUUUCCGGAAGUCGAUCCUGAUCGGGCGAACGGACAUGGGGCCACGGGAGGUGCGGGCGCUAAUGGAGGAGCUCGCCACGGAUUACACCGGCAACACCUACAACCUGAUCUCCAAGAACUGCAACCACUUCUGCAACGAGACCUGCCUUCGCCUCACCAACAAGCCCAUCCCCCGCUGGGUCAAUCGCCUCGCCAAGAUCGGUUUGCUUUUAAAUUGCGUGCUGCCGGUGCAAGUGGCGGCGGUGAGGAGUCGGGGAGAGGAAGCCAGGGGAAGGCGAGAAGGGGAGAGGAGGAAGCUGAGGAGCCAUUCCACUCGAUUCCCUCCUUCCACCACUGCUUCUUCUGCUCCUACGGUGGCAACUAUUUCCUCUGUUCCCUCUUCGGGGACAACUAGAAGCCAUACAAGGAAACAGCGAUCUUCGUCAUCUUCUUCCCUAUUUGAGGCUUCCUCCACCUUAAAGGUCUAACCGCCGCCGGCCGCGGCGGCUGAGACUGAGAGUUUGGGGGAAUUCACUUGAAAGAAAAAAAAAAAAGAAAUCCCUUUCUUUUUUUUAAAAAAAGCUUUCUAUGUAUAUUUUUUUUCUAUUUUUCUUUACUGCACCAUUAAAUGCUACAUCUGUCUCCAUCUCAGCAAAUA
Elaeis guineensis (African oil palm) is the source of this 1180-nucleotide messenger RNA. NCBI's taxonomy places the organism in Eukaryota, Viridiplantae, Streptophyta, Magnoliopsida, Arecales, Arecaceae. The record is from RefSeq and is a predicted model, not a curated record.